Molecule: messenger RNA, 2272 nt
Organism: Linum tenue
Lineage: Eukaryota; Viridiplantae; Streptophyta; Magnoliopsida; Malpighiales; Linaceae
Source: the annotation of a GenBank genome assembly
CCUUCUCUUCCUCCUCUCUCCGUCCUGUUUUCCAUUCUUCUUUUUUUCUCUCUCUGCAGAAUAACAGGAGGCCAUUUGUGUUUUCUGUGUGUUCGUUUUCUCUUCUUCACACCCAGAGAGCGAGAGAGAGAGAGAGGGAUUGUGCGAGUUAAGGAAUGCAGAGGCUGUGAGUUUCAGCCAUGCGCUUUCUGUGAGCUGAUUGGAUUUUUUUUGUGUGCUCAAUUGAAAAUCGAAGUGUGAGCAUUUGGUGCACCCACCCAGCUGCUGUUUUUGUUCUCCUGGAGGACAGGGUUGCAGGACUGAUCCGUGAUUCGAGAGCCGGAGUGAAGGAAGGUGAAUGAGUAGUUCUGAGACCUGAAGGUGUUUAAAGGGUUUCUUUUUGGUGCUUGACCAUGGGAAACAACGAGGAGGGGAAGUCGUCCUCCAAGUCUGAAAAAUCAUCUUCACCUCCUCCUACUGCGCCAGCGGAGCAAACUAAUAUCCAUGUGUAUCCUGACUGGGCAGCUAUGCAGGCUUAUUAUGGCCCUCGAGUUGCUCUUCCUCCAUAUUACAACUCACCUAUGGCAUCAGGUCAUCCCCCUCAUCCAUAUAUGUGGGGUCCGCCACAGCAUAUGAUGCCGCAUUAUGGAGCCCCUUAUGCAGCUAUCUACUCGGGAGGAGUAUAUGCCCAUCCAGCUGUUCCAAUUGGAUCACAUCCACAUGCUCCCGGCGUUCAGUCAUCACCUACUGUUGCAGCACCUCCGAGUGUUGAAACUCCAACAAAGUCUUCAGGCAACACUGAUCAAAGUCUGAUGAAGAAGCUGAAAGGAUUUGAUGGGCUCGCCAUGUCCAUUGGAAAUGGUAAUGGUACUGCUGAGAGUGCUGAUGGUGGUGACCACAGGAUGUCCCAGAGUGCGGAGACUGAAGGCUCAAGUGACGGGAGCGACGGGAAUACUGCUGGGGGAAGAAAGAGAAGUCACGAGGGGACUCCUACAAUUGGGGGAGACUUGAAAACUGAAUCCCAUGCGACAGAUGGUAGCAAUUCUUCUGAUAAGGGAGGGGUUGUAACUGCUGCAUCAUCAGGAAGGUCAGCUGGGCCUCCUGUUGGCAUGACAUCAUUGGACCUGAGAAAUUCUGCUGGCGUUCCACAACCUUGUACAGUGGUGCCAUCUGAGGCUUGGUUACAGUACCCAGCCGCGAAUCCGAAUGAAAGAGAACUGAAACGUGAGAGAAGGAAACAGUCCAAUCGAGAAUCUGCUAGGAGAUCAAGACUACGAAAGCAGGCUGAGACUGAGGAACUUGCACGUAAAGUCGAUGCCUUGAACAACGAGAAUAUGGCGCUGAAGUCCGAGAUAACUCAACUGAAGGAGAAGUCGGAUCAACUAAAAGUAGAGAAUGCAACACUAGUGGAGAAGCUAAAGAAUACGCAAUCAGGACAGGCACAGGAGAUAGCUUUGAACAAUGUGGAGGAGCCGAGGGGCACGGCUGAUAGUACAGAGAACUUGCUGUCGAGGGUAAAUAAUUCUUCAGCAGCUUGUGUAGCGGAAGAGGGAAAUGCUGCAGAGGAUGGGAACCCGAAAUCGGGUGCUAAGCUGCGCCAGCUGCUGGAUGCGAGUCCCAGGGCCGCCGAUGCUGUGCCUGCUGGUUGAUGAACACAGCCAGCCCCAUCCCAGACAGGUUCAUAUCCUCUUUUAUCUGUAGAAUUCGAUCUCACCUAUUUUUCGUUUUCAUUUUUCGAACGACUCUUUCCGAGGGGCAGAAGCAACCAAGAUAAUUCUGGCAUAAUUACAAGCCCAGAAUUAUUGCUGAGGGGUUGGCAGUAGAGAUGGAGUUAGAUGAACAGUAUGUUUCCGAGACUGAAGAAGUUUGGGGAUUUCACUUUGUAAGCUAACGCUACCGCUGCAGCGCUGUUAGAGAAACUAAUGUAAUUUUUAUUGAGAGUGGUGAGAGAUAAGGAAGGGGAGAGAGAUGAUUACUAUUAUUAUUAUUAGUGACCAUUGAGGAGUGGUUGUACAUUUGAAGCGAACCAACUGGCAUGGCCACCUUUGACGACCAUUUGUGCCAUCUGUGAACUUGCCACCGGUUAAUGCUUUCACUGGAUGAGCAGAUGGUAGAUUACUGGGUAUCUGGUGUUUCCCCGUAUUUGUAUAAACUCUAUUAGAUUUGGUGGGAAUCAGUUUAUUAGAUUGAGGUUGAUCUUAUUUGGAAUAAGUCACUCUGUAUCUUGUAGUUUUCCCCGUCUUCUAUUGCGGUUUGUUAAUCGGUUAUCCUUUGUUCGGUUGUGAUUGUGGUU